Gastrolobium bilobum is the source of this 2331-nucleotide messenger RNA. RefSeq names its product potassium transporter 5-like. Bases 1 to 2331 code for a protein of 776 amino acids. Gene Ontology annotation, cellular component: membrane. Gene Ontology annotation, molecular function: potassium ion transmembrane transporter activity. Lineage: Eukaryota; Viridiplantae; Streptophyta; Magnoliopsida; Fabales; Fabaceae. Gene Ontology annotation, biological process: potassium ion transmembrane transport. The record is from RefSeq and is a predicted model, not a curated record. The transcript is spliced from 9 exons.
AUGGACAUGGAGGGAGAGACGAAAACGUGGCAGGAGACAGCAGAAAAAAACUUGAAAGAGCGAAAGCCAUCAUGGACAAAGCUCCGGCGUGUAGACUCUCUCGAUUUGGAAGCUGAAAAAGUUUCCAAUAAUGCAAACCACUCCUCCAAGCUGGAUUGGAAGAUAACUCUGGCUUUAGCAUUUCAAAGCAUAGGGAUUGUGUAUGGUGAUAUUGGCACAUCUCCACUUUAUGUGUUCGCAAGCACUUUCACCCAAGGCAUUAGCAACACAGAUGACAUUCUCGGGGUCUUGUCUCUUAUAGUCUACACCAUUAUACUCCUCCCCAUGCUUAAAUAUGUCUUCAUCGUACUACAGGCUAAUGACAAUGGCAACGGUGGAGCGUUUGCACUCUAUUCGUUGAUAUGUAGGCACGCGAAGGUGAGUUUGAUUCCAAAUCAACAACCAGAGGACAAGGAGCUCUCCCAUUACAGACUUCAAAAACCAUCUAGCAAGUUGGAAAGAACCCAAAAGAUAAAGCAUUGGCUUGAAAAAAGUCAUUUUGCAAGGGUUAUGCUUUUAUUUGUAACCAUCUUGGGAACCGCCAUGGUUAUUGGAGACGGCAUUCUUACUCCAGCAAUUUCGGUUCUUUCUGCGGUGAGCGGGGUCGGUGGCUCGUUAGGUCAAGAUGCUGUUGUGGGAAUCUCUAUUGUGAUUUUACUCUUCCUUUUUGCCGUGCAACGGUAUGGUACUGACAAAGUGGGAUUUUUAUUCGCUCCAAUUGUCAUGAUGUGGUUUUUAUUGAACGCUGGAAUUGGUCUCUACAAUUUAUUCACACAUGAUAUUGGAGUAUUACGUGCUUUUAAUCCAAUACAUAUAAUUGAUUACUUCAAACGGAAUGGUAAACAAGGAUGGACAUCACUCGGUGGAGUCUUUCUAUGCAUCACAGGAUCUGAGGCCAUGUUUGCUGACUUGGGUCACUUCAAUGUGCGAGCCAUUCAAAUUAGCUUCUCUUCUAUUACAUUUCCUGCACUAUUGGCUGCAUAUAGUGGACAAGCAGCAUAUCUACGAAAGUUUCCUGGGAAUGUGUCCAACACUUUCUAUGCAUGUAUACCUGGAAAGUUAUAUUGGCCAACAUUUGUUGUGGCUGUUGGUGCUGCCAUCAUAGCAAGCCAGGCAAUGAUUUCAGGAGCAUUUUCCAUUAUAUCACAGGCUCAAAGUAUGGGUUGUUUCCCAAGGGUUAAGAUUGUGCAUACUUCCCCAAAGCAUGCUGGUCAGGUGUAUAUUCCUGAGGUCAACUACAUGUUCAUGAUUGCAUGUAUUGUGAUCACUGCUGCCUUCAGAACCACAGAAAAAAUUAGUUAUGCAUAUGGGAUUGCGGUAGUUUGUGAUAUGUUUAUCACAACAUGCCUGGUUUCCCUUAUAAUGUUGAUUAUAUGGAAGAAAAGCAUGUGGCUGGUUGCUUUGUUCUUUUUGCCAUUCGGUUUUGUUGAGUUUGGUUAUUUAUCAGCACAACUAACCAAAUUCACAGACGGAGGUUAUCUUCCUGUAUUGUCUGCUAUCUUCUUGACCAUGGUCAUGGGAAUCUGGCAUCAUGUUCAAAAGGAAAGAUACAUGUUUGAACUCAAGAACAAGGUUUCCACUGAUUAUUUAAGAACACUAGCCAACAACCCAAAUGUUAAUCGUGUACCGGGAAUUGUACUUUUGUAUUCUGAGCUUGUACAAGGCAUUCCUCCUAUAUUCCCACACUUCAUUGCCAACAUACCAUCCAUCCAUUCAGUUGUUGUGUUUGUUUCCAUUAAGGCAAUUCCUAUUAGUAGAGUUAUAUUGGAAGAGAGGUUCCUGUUUCGGCAAGUGGAGCCAAGAGAAUACAGAAUAUUUCGUUGUGUUGUGAGGUAUGGUUACAAAGAUAGAAUUGAGGAUCCUCUGGUGUUUGAGUCCCAGUUAGUGCAUCACCUUAAGGAAUUUAUUGGACAAGAAAGUUUUAUGGUUAAGGGGACAAAAACAACUGAAAAUGUUCCUACCUGUGACAAUGACAGUGAGAAUAUGGACGAAGUUGAUAUAGUUGUGUCUCGUGAUUCAUCAGAGGGUGUGUCCAAGUCAUCCACUUUCUCUCACCCACCCAUUGAGGGUGUUGAAAAGGAGAUAGAAUUUGUAUACAAUGCAAUGGAGAAAGGUGUAGUGUAUCUGCUAGGAGAAGCAGAGAUAGUGGCAGACCCAAAAUCAUCCUUCUUCAAUAAGAUUAUUGUCAACUAUGCAUAUAGCUUCCUUAGAAACAACUUUAGGCAAGGGGAUACAUCAAUGUCAGUACCAAGGAAAAGACUUCUUAGGGUCGGUAUGACUUACGAAAUUUGA